Colletes gigas is the source of this 2599-nucleotide messenger RNA. RefSeq names its product U3 small nucleolar RNA-associated protein 4 homolog (gene l(3)72Dn). Bases 271 to 2334 code for a protein of 687 amino acids. Gene Ontology annotation, biological process: maturation of SSU-rRNA from tricistronic rRNA transcript (SSU-rRNA, 5.8S rRNA, LSU-rRNA). Gene Ontology annotation, molecular function: protein binding; RNA binding. The record is from RefSeq and is a predicted model, not a curated record. Gene Ontology annotation, cellular component: 90S preribosome; small-subunit processome; t-UTP complex. The transcript has 4 exons. NCBI's taxonomy places the organism in Eukaryota, Metazoa, Arthropoda, Insecta, Hymenoptera, Colletidae.
GACUGCAAUAAUAUUCGUAGUAUCGUGAUGCUAUGGAUAUACUUACGCUAUAUUGGUAAUUUCAAGUAUCUGUAUUAAGAAAUGUAUUAAAGACAUAAAGACUUUAAGUGGCAUUGCUCAAAAACGGGUUACCAAUAUAAAAACAUGAAAAAACUCGUUAACGGAGCCCACGUGCGUGACAGUUGCGGUUAUGUUUCUUAGUGUGUAGUGUAGUUUGUAUAAUUAAACUAACAACAUCGUUGUAAAUAAUUUUAAGAAUUCAAAUAAAUCAUGUCAACUUGUAAAAUACACAACAUUAGGUUUUAUAACCUUGAACCCCGAUCUGUUACAUGUUUAUCAUACGAAUCGAAAACGAGAAAGUUAGCACUUUCGAGAAACGACAAUUCGAUUGAAGUUUGGAAUGUUGGAAAUGCACCUUUUGUGGAGUGUAUAAUAGCUGGUCAUCCAGAAAAUUCCAUAGAAAGCAUUCUCUGGAUCGGGUCAAGAUUAUUCUCGACUGGUCUUCAUGGCAUGAUAGCAGAGUAUGAUUUAACAACAUUAUCUAUUAAAAAUGAAGUUGCAGUUACUGGUGGUGCAGCUUGGUGCAUGGACGUUAAUCAUGAGAAAACGUGUUUAGCUGUUGGCACAGAAGAUGGAUAUAUCAAUACGUUUAGUGUAACUUCUGAUGCGUUGAUAUACGAAAGGAUCUUUGAUAAACAGAAAGGUAGAAUUCUGUGUAUUAAAUGGGACAAUACUGGGGAAAUGAUUUAUACUGGGUCUGCAGACACAAUUAGAGUUUGGAGUGCUAUAUCGGGUCAUGCAAUCCAUAAGAUGACAACUUCUAGAAAGGAAGUAAAAAAGGAAACUAUUAUUUGGUGCUUAGAAGUCACAGAUGAUAAUAUUAUCAUUUCUGGCGAUUCGCGUGGAUGUUUAUCUUUUUGGGAUCCUCACAUGGGAACUUUAAUCGAGUCUCAUGAAAGUCAUACUGCGGAUGUAUUAGCUGUUACUUUAUCUCAUGAAACAAAUGUUGUGUAUUGCGCUGGGGUUGAUCCUGUAGUAAGAAGUUUUUGUAAAAUAAUUAUGAAAUCUACUGGCAAACCACAAUGGGUAAAAGGAAUUGAAAGGAGGUUACAUGCUCACGAUGUAAGAGCUUUAGUGGAUGCAGAUGGAAAAUUGUAUUCGGCGGGUGUAGAUGGAUAUCUAGCACAAUCGAGCUAUCCACCUAAAAUCCUUGUAAAAUAUCCACCAUUGCUUCAACCACCGUGUGCUACUGUUUGUAGAAAGUCUAGAUGUAUUCUAUUAAGAUACACAAAUUUUCUUGAAUUAUGGAGGCUUGGUUCUCCGACUAAGGUAUCCCCGGAAUCUGUACAUCCUGGUAUGUUUCAUCAAUUGGAAGAAGAGCCUAUAAAAUUGUUACAAUUGAAAACAAGAGGAGAAGAGAACAUUAUUUCUUGUGCUAUUAACAAAGAUUCUAAGACAAUUGUAUAUUCCACUGAUAGUCAUGUUAGAGUUUUCCAUUUUGAUGUAGUCGAGGGAGAUGCACAAUUAUUGAAGAAUGACAGUGAUAUUUCUGUAACUAGAAUACAGAAAAUGUUGUUUAGUCCGAACGGAAAGUUAUUUGUAACAGUUAACAACGACGGGAAGAAGAAUACCGUAACAUUAUAUAAAGUGAAAAAGAAACAUUUAUGGUUCCUUGGUUCUUUUUACACAAAUCAGGAAUCUAUUGUAGACGUGGGACUUAUGUGCUUUUCCCCUGAUAGUAAAUAUUUCAUAUGCGCCGAUCGUCAAGGUAUCAUCGCUGUAUAUAACAUUAACGAAGCUGAGACUACCGACACACCUGUGGCAUGGUUAUUGCCCAAAUAUAGCUGCCCAUUAACAGCUAUGGCCGUACAGAAAAAUACUCUAAAUUUGGUCGUCGUGUAUUCUGAUCAUAAGAUCAUUGAAUACAACAUUUUGCAAAGACAAUACACCAAAUUUUCGAAUAACUUGCAAAGCCGGUUGCCGAAGCAAUGGCUAGCGCGGUCGUUCCCGAUAACGAAUAUAAUUUUUGAUCCCCGUAACGAAAAUAUCAUAAUAAUGCACGACGACUCGACAGUCUAUGUAAUCAACAAAUCGAACGAGUUACCGGAAAAGGAAGCUAAAAUUCCAAAACGCGAAAAUGGUGACAUCACGGAGGAUAGCAGUUCCGUUCUAAGUUCGCAGUCCCAACAAACUUUUCAAGUUCUUAAGAAAUACAAGCAUCUUGUUUAUUUGGACUGGUUGAACGACGAAGAACUAGUGGCAGUCGAAGUGAAUCCGAUAUCGUUGACAGAGAAGUUACCACCUACUCUCAAACAGAAAUGGUUCGGAGUGUAAAUAUUCAGCGGAAACGAGCAAAGUACGUUUUAUCUUAUUGGUGGGAUAAAAUAUUAUGUACAAAGUUAUCAGUAUGUCUUCUAUGUAUAUGCUAUUAAAAAAAUACGACUCAUGUACUUUAGAAACACUCUAUUACGAUUAUACUGUUUGUAAUUGUACGAGAUUAUGACAAUUUAUUUUUAAAUACAAUCGAUACAGUGUACGAUACAUUGUAUGCAAAAAAACAAAAACAAGUAUUGUUUAAAAAACAUGUUAAUAUAGUGUA